Penicillium manginii is the source of this 3870-nucleotide messenger RNA. RefSeq names its product transposon polyprotein reverse transcriptase. Gene Ontology annotation, biological process: DNA integration. The transcript has 4 exons. Bases 1 to 3870 code for a protein of 1289 amino acids. Gene Ontology annotation, molecular function: nucleic acid binding. The record is from RefSeq and is a predicted model, not a curated record. Lineage: Eukaryota; Fungi; Ascomycota; Eurotiomycetes; Eurotiales; Aspergillaceae.
AUGCAUAUCGUUAAUGACAUGAAAUGGUUCAAGAAAGAUACUUUCCGCCCGUCCAAUUUAAAAAUCAGCACUGCAGACGGGUCCACUACCCUUGGAAUUGAAGGAACGGGAGUUGUCAACCUUAUCUUAAAAAGCCCUGAUGGGUUUCCAGUGAAUACAUCGCUAUCGGAAGUUGCCUAUGCUCCUCGAGGAAAAUGCAACCUAUUUUCGGCAGGAGUGUUCACCCGAAAGGCCAAAUUAACCGGCAUCUACAAUGACCGGUACAUGACAUGGAUAAAUGAUGCCGGACAUACGAUAGGACAUGCCAUCUUCGGCAACGGUCUGUAUCACCUUGACACCGCGAAACCUUCACAUGAUGAGACACCAGGUGAUGUCGUCGCAGCCACAGUGGAUUUCGAUGAUCCUGUAUGGAGAUGGCACCGGAGGUUGGGACACCUAGGCUUCCAAAACAUGCUGAACCUGCUGCGCAGCUCAACUGGGAUGGAAAUCACCGAGAAGCAGAUCAAAGCCAAGCUCAAGGCCGUAUGUCCCAUAUGCGCGACGACAAGGGCCUUGGUUAAGAUUCCGCGUGACCCCGCCACGCGUCAUGCUCAACAACCGGGGUGGAUGAUACACAUGGAUGUAUGGGGACCAUACCCCAUUGAAGGCUUUGAUGGAACCAGGUACUUCUUGUUCAUCACUGAUGACUGUACACGAUAUACGUGGAGCGCUCGAUUCGAUAAAAAGUAUCAGCUCUUCGAAGUUUUCAAGUCGCUGGUCAAACUGAUCCAAAAGGUUUUCAAUAUCACCAUCCGGUGCUGUCGCUUCGAUAAUGAAUUUGAAAGAGGUCCGAUUGGUAAAUGGUGCAAUUCUCAUUCCAUCGCCCGAGAGCCCAUCGAGCCAUACGCCCACUAUCAGAAUGGUGUUGCUGAGAGGACAAACCGUACGAUUCGUGAAAAAGCUGCGCCUAUGGUCCAAGAAAUUUCCAUUUCUGGACAAGUCUCCAAAAUCAUCUCUGAGAAGGGCACCGAACUCUUGCGAACGUCCAAGAUUCCCGAGAAUCUCUGGCCCGAAGCUAUACAACAUGCGGUUUGGCUGAAAAAUCGAGCCCCGGCACGUGCAUUGCGCAAGAAGGAUGCAAAAACACCAUAUGAAGCCUUACGGGGAGUGAGACCAACCCUCACAAGAGAGAGAAUAUGGGGCAGCCGAGCAUAUGUCACGUAUCCGCAAGAGCUGAGGAACACCGCUGAGAUGACGAAGUUACAUAACCCCCGUAGCUGGCUAGGCUACUUUGUCGGAUGCGAGAGUGAAGCAAUUUAUCAUAUCUAUUCCCCGCAAAAACACAAGGUUUAUCGUAUCGGCGUUGCCAGGAUCGAAGACGGUGAAGGCCUGAGCGAUUCUCAUGAUGCGCCAUGUCUAGAAGAUAGGGUUCCUACCCCAGAUGCUGAGAGGCCGAGCAACAAUCACUCGGAACAGGAGACUGAAACUUCUAGUGAUUCAGAGAGUAACUACGACAACAGUGGCUACCGCCAUGAUCAACAGAUUAGAACCUCCCCAGGCGAGGAAAUUACUGACCAAGAGCACCAUCUCUCAGAAGCGACGCAAGAGUCCCAAGAUGAAUCUGAAGACGCUGACGAUGAAGAUGAGACCGAUGGCAGAGACUUGGGUCCCGCAAUCAUGUCCAAGUAUUUCAAUCAAUACAAGCACGCCGGCAUGGCUAAACGCAAGGCUCCCGAUGACCCUAUAGUAGCGCCACGGAAAAGUCGCCGGGCCACUCACGGACUACGCGACAUCGAACUAGACCAUUCAGACUCAGAUUUAUCAGACUCGAAUGACGAUUCCUGGUACUACUCGGAAGACGGAAAGAUCUCGCAGGGUUACUGGCAGUUUGUCGCAAAACAUGGCGGUUUCUCCUCAGUGGGACCUCUUGAGGAAGGAGAUCCGUCUGAUGAUGAAUGUUCGCAGGAUAAUAAACACGUCGCGAACUGCAAUUAUCGGCGAUCUGAUGGAACGUACGAAUCCUGGGCGAUCCGGCCAUUCGAGAUGAAAGGUCUGGCCGAGCCGAAUCUUCGGGAAAAUUACCAAACCUACGCUGGUCGGAGGAAGCUUCAAGUUUCUCACGAGCCGGGAUCAGUGAGAGAGACGAUCGAAUCCAACUCACAUGAUACUAAGAAUUACAAUCGACGCGGGGCGGCCAUGGAUAGCGACAAAACUUUCAAAUUUGGCCUAUCUGUAUACUCUGAACAAGCUACACCACCUCUGCAGCUGAAGUUCGAUGGUACUGGGAGUUCAAAGUACCACCAGGCUAAGAUGGAAGAAUUGAAUUCGCACAAACAAAAAGGUACAUGGAAGGUCGUACCACUUCGGCAUGGCAUCAAACCGGUUACCUCACGGUGGGUCACGACGGACAAGUAUGGACCAGACGGCGAAGUCACCAGGCGGAAAGCUCGUCUAGUGGCAAGAGGUUUUCAACAAGAAGAGGGCAUUGACUAUGAGGAAACGUUUGCUUCUGUAGUCAAAUCUACCUCCACCCGCAUCUUGCUCGCGCUGGCGGCACUUUGCCGUUGGCACAUUCACCAGGGAGAUGUCAAAACGGCGUUCCUAAACAGCGACUUAGACAAACCCGUCUACAUGAAAGCUCCGAGAGAUGUGCAGUUACCUCGUGGAUGCUGUUUACUGCUACUGAAGGCCCUUUAUGGCCUGAAGCAGUCACCUCGAGCGUGGUAUCAGAAACUCCGAGAUACUCUUGUCCGCUGGGGUUGGCGGAUGUCUGCCUAUGACCCAUGUGUUUUCAUCAAUGACGGAAAAGGGCUCAUCCUCGAAGUUCACGUGGAUGACAUAAACGUGAUGGGUAGAAGCCUACAGGCAAUCCUUGACUUCAAGGGUCAAUUUUCAAAGGAAUUCCCAAUAACCGACCAGGGGGAGUGCUCCUGGUAUUUAGGAAUGCACAUAGAGCAAAAGCCUGGAGAGAUUCAUCUCCAUCAAAAACAAUAUAUCGACCAAAUGGUCGACAAAUAUGGCUUCAAAGAUGCAGCCCCUGCCAAGACUCCCCUGGACGCAAAAGUCAAGCUAGCAAAACAGGGCAACUACGUCGCCAACACCAAAUUCCGCAAAGAAUAUCAGUCGAAGGUCGGAUCGCUCAACUUUAGCAGCAAUCAGACAAGACCGGACAUUGCCUUUGCGACCGGGUAUGUAGCUCGAUACGCAUCCAACCCAAACCGGGCCCACAUGGAUGCCGUGGAUCGCAUUUUUGCAUAUCUGAAGAGCGACGCGAGGAAAGGAAUUGUCUAUUCAGACAAACAUGGUCUUCAGCUGACGGGCUUUGUCGACAGCGACUUUGCCGGAUGUGAGGACUCGCGCAAGUCAACAACUGGAUGGGUGUUCACGCUUGCCGGAGGGCCCAUAUCGUGGUCAUCCCAGAGACAAAAAACAGUUGCUACAUCAACCAUGGACGCGGAGUAUGUUGCAUGCGCCGAGGCUGCGAAGGAAGCUAUGUGGAUUCGCAACUUUAUUAAUGACCUCCGCAUCCCCGGAGUCCAUAUCGAUACGGUUCCCCUUUAUAUCGACAAUAACGCAGCCUUGAAGCUCACCAGGAAUCCAGAGUUUCACAGCAGGUCCAAACACAUUGACGUCAAGCAUAACUUCAUCCGGGAAAAGGUGGAGGAAGGACUUAUCAAUACCCAGCGCGUCAAUACAAAGGACAACUUGGCAGAUGUUUUCACCAAAGCUUUACCAAGGUCUUCACACGAAGACCUUGUCGAGCCUGUCAUCGACGAACGCCUUCGUGAUCUACGAAAGCAGCACCGAGAAGAGGCGGAGUCUGUUCGGGGAAAGCUAGCUCCCCUUGCACCAACUGUCAUCCAGGGCGAGAGUCACCAAGACUCUGCCUGA